AUGUACGCAGCGAAAUAUUGGGCAGACCAUGAACGAGCUGCUGAAGAUGGAGCAUUGCUGCUUGAGAGAGGUGCCGAUGUUAACGCAAAUUAUGGAAUAUACGGCAAUCCACUCCAGGCGGCUUUGGUGCGAAAUCAGAAGGAAGUAGCGAAAAUGCUGCUCAGUGCGGGCGCCGAUGUCAAUGCGAAAGGGGAGAUUUACGAUAACCCACUCGAAGUGGCUUCAUCUAGCGGCGACGAGGAGGUGGUGAAGCUACUCCUCGACAGAGGCGCCAACGUCAAUGCACAAGGAGGGAUGUUUGGUAACGCACUCCAAGCAGCUUCAUAUGGAGGUUAUGAGCAGAUAGUAAGGCUACUACUCGACGCAGGCGCUAAUGUCAACGCUCGCGGUGGGCGAUGCGGUAGCUCACUCCAGGCGGCUUUAUCCAGAGGCCACGAUGUGGUGGUGAAGAUGCUCAAAGAAAAGGCAACGCGCCUACGAGCUGCAACUCCUACUCACACGUUCGCACUGCACGAGGCAUGCCCGCCAAGUUCCUUCGCACUCAGUUGCAGCAGAUAA
Molecule: messenger RNA, 558 nt
Organism: Bipolaris oryzae ATCC 44560
Lineage: Eukaryota; Fungi; Ascomycota; Dothideomycetes; Pleosporales; Pleosporaceae
Exons: 3
Coding region: 1-558 (185 amino acids)
Molecular function (GO): protein binding
Source: RefSeq, a predicted model, not a curated record